CACACGCACAAUACGACAGUAGCGGACGUUCCAACUUGUUACUCGAGUACAUCAAGUGUUGAUCAUAUUCAUAUCAGGCACAAGAAUGGAAAACAAAUAUGUGAAAGCCACCAUUCACAGACGAUCUACAAUGGAAGAAGGUGCAUUUGUAUACAACGCUUCUUUCAAGAAUACGUCUUUCACAUCUGCAUCUGACACUAGCAUCAGCCAGUCUUUUAACAUUAAGAAGGUAGCCAUGCACUCAACCAUGUGGCUACUGUCGGUGGCAUUUGCAAGCUUAGUCUUGUACCUCAUGCUCAAGAGCCGCUCUCUGAGACAAAAGCUUCGUUUUUUUCUGCUCACGAGCCUCAUCAUCAGCCAAGUGAUUUUCAAUUCCAUCCAGGUCGUUUUCUACAUACUGCUCCUGUGCCAGUAUCAGCUGUCCCGGGCAAUGUGCGCCGUCUACUUCCUGAUUCUCUUCUCCACCCUAAACAACGAACUCUUCAGCGUGUUGGCGAUGUCGGUGGACAGAUACGUGGCUAUUUGCUGGUCGCUGAGGUACAAUGAAAUCUGCUCGACCGAGAAGUAUUGGAAAAUCAUCGUCGGCGUGGUUGGUUUAUCCAUCGUAUGGCCUGGACUUCGAAUGAUGAACAAUCUACUGCAGAAAAAUUCAUCGGAACUUAAUUCGCCGGUCGUUUGCUCGUUGGAUGUAAUGGACCCCCCUGGGGCAAUGGGAGAUCUGGUAACGGCUCUCAUUUUAGGUCCCAUCGUGAUGGCUAUCCUCAUCAAUUUCGGUUGCUACUGCUGCAUCUAUUUAGAAGGAAAGCGCAGCGGGAACUUAGACAUGGCGAACAAGCGCGCUCGCAAAACCGUCAUGUACCACUUGGUGCAGAUUUCUUUUUUCGUGAUGCCGAUGUUUCUGUACUAUAUCGAAAACGCGUUCUUGAUUAUGACCAGUCCCGUGGUGCAGAACCUCAUGCUGUUUCAAACCGUGGUGUUUGGCGUCGCUCAAGGGCUGAGUCCCAUUGUGUAUGGCUUACGUGCUCGCGAGUUAAGAGAGACACUGCUAAGGGUGUUCUGUACCAAUAGACGCAUUGGGGAGGCCAACAAUUGA
Lethenteron reissneri (Far Eastern brook lamprey) is the source of this 1093-nucleotide messenger RNA. RefSeq names its product olfactory receptor 51F2-like. Gene Ontology annotation, cellular component: membrane. Lineage: Eukaryota; Metazoa; Chordata; Hyperoartia; Petromyzontiformes; Petromyzontidae. Gene Ontology annotation, biological process: G protein-coupled receptor signaling pathway; detection of chemical stimulus involved in sensory perception of smell. Gene Ontology annotation, molecular function: G protein-coupled receptor activity; olfactory receptor activity; odorant binding. The record is from RefSeq and is a predicted model, not a curated record.